UCAUUUGUGUUGUAACGUGGGCUAAGGUCAAACACAGGCGGUUUAAAUUAGUUAACACAGCUUUUUAGGUAAGACAGCUUGCUGUUUGGUUAAAUAUCCAUAAAUACGUUUAUUAACUGACGGAAACAAACAGCGGACUGGUUAAAACCAGUUUGUAAACCCAGUGUUCAGAAGUCAAAUGUCAGAUCCUUCCUCAGUCUACUCUGCAUCAGCACAACACCUGGAAACCUCAUCAGCCAAUCAGAGCUCCUCAACCUGGACAGGCAUGAAUCUUUUCAGCUGUUUGUAAGAAGAAAUCAGAAAGAACAACACAGGAGAUAAAGCAGAUCUCUGUGCUGCUACAGACACAUCAUCCCAUUGACCUUGUGUCUGGGGUUUUUCUAUUUGAGAAGAAGUCUUUUUGGUCUGCUGAGGUUGACUCUGCGAUGGUUCGGCACAGUAAACUUCAGAAGCAGGUCCUCGCUCUGUACCGACAGUUCCUGCGUGCCGGUCAGGACAAACCGGGCUUCAUCCCUCGAACGGACGAGUUCAGAGAGAACGGCAUCAAGAAGACGGACGUGAUGCACAUCGAGUAUCUGUACCGACGAGGACAGAGGCAGCUGGAGCAGCUGAAGGACGCCAACACCAAACAGCUGGGGUCGUUCUCUAAACCCGGGGACAAGAGCUGACCUCUCACAUAGAUGACGCCAUCAUGGGACCCUGAACGAUGCCAACGAAUACCUCUCAAAGACUUGGAUACUGUGACUGAGAUGCUGCGUUCAUGUUCAGAAGAAAAUAAACGCUCAAUGUGGAGUAACUGAAGUCAUUAACAUAAAAAAGCAUGUUACAACAGCUGUAAUACAGCAAGUGAAAACGUUUUCUUUGACUGUUUAGAUGUGUAAAAUAAAUAAACUUCAUGUUGACAGAAGACAAUAAAAUCUGUGAUGUAAAUAGAUGGCAGCUUUGUAAAACACUUUAAAAACAGCGGUUCACUGAGUGAUUUGACAUUUGAAGAAAACUUCAGAACAGAACAUAAAAACCAGAACAAAAGGCCGGCUAAC
Molecule: messenger RNA, 1040 nt
Organism: Cheilinus undulatus (humphead wrasse)
Lineage: Eukaryota; Metazoa; Chordata; Actinopteri; Labriformes; Labridae
Product: succinate dehydrogenase assembly factor 1, mitochondrial-like
Biological process (GO): mitochondrial respiratory chain complex II assembly
Cellular component (GO): mitochondrion
Source: RefSeq, a predicted model, not a curated record